Amborella trichopoda is the source of this 7290-nucleotide messenger RNA. The record is from RefSeq and is a predicted model, not a curated record. NCBI's taxonomy places the organism in Eukaryota, Viridiplantae, Streptophyta, Magnoliopsida, Amborellales, Amborellaceae.
UUUCUCUCUCUAAACUUUCUCUCUCCUUUCUCUUUCUCUGUCUCUCUCUAAGUUUUCUCUCGCUAAGCUUUCUCGCUCAUCCCAAGAGCCGGAACCCGCUCCAUCCGCCAUUGAAGGGCUUCGCCAUACUUUGAGUAAGUCCCCCCUGAAACCUAGAUUUCUAGGGUUUUCUGCCCCUUCCCUGCCCUGUUUGCCACGAUUUCUAGGGUUUCGUUGUGAAGCUUAGGUUCGCAUUUGUACGGAUUUAUGUUGUUUGGUUAGGCAUUAGGUGGUGUUUUCUUGGUUUUUGUAGCUGGAUUGGGCCCGGUUUUGGGGAUUUAAUGGUUGGAUUUUUUAUGAUCCAGAGAAUUGGGGUGCACUGGAGGUUUUGGGCAAGCUACUGGUUAUGCGUGUUUCAAAUUUGAGGGUUGAUUUUGGUGAAUAUUAGAUGUAGAAUGGUGCCAUGGGAAGGGGUGCUUGGUUCCAAGAAUUGUGUUUUCUGAGGGAUGCUGCUUUUCGAGUUUCUUUUCUCUCCUGGCGCUUGUUUUAUUAGGGUUCCUGAAACCAGCGUUCUCAUAUUCUGGGAUCCCUUGAUGUGGUUGGUUUACUGUUGAUUUCAUGUUUUUGUGAUAUUGCUUGCCAAUGGGUCAUCAAUGUAAGAAUUUGCUGGGGCACCACCCCAAAGAGGAGAACACGAAGCAUGAAACUCUUCAAGGCUUGUCGUUCAAUUGGCUAAUAAUGUCGCGCAUAAGCGGGGGUUGGCAUCUCUAGGUAUCUCAGUUGACAUGUACAGAAAAGGAGUGAACUUUCUUGCGCCAAAAGGAUCAGCUCCAGAGGAUUUGCAAGCAGGAUUAUCUAUGCCUGGCAAUGAAGUUGCAGACAAGGUUCACAAUUUCUUUGAGCAGGACAAUCUAGCCCCGCAGCAAUCUUCAGUUGGAAGUGGUAACUGGUCGACUAUAAAUAACAAUGUUUGGCUCAGUAACCAGCGGCAUAAUGGACCAACCCAUUAUUCCCAUCAAAAGAUGUAUGGUAUUCAGUCAUCUGAAACUGGAAAAGAUUCUCAAGCUGUGGAUGCGAGAAACAUGCCAUUUGGUGCGAAUCUUACAGAGUUGAGUUUGAGAUCUGAGAUUGCAAAGAACCAAAGAAACCCACAGCUGAGCUUGAAUGGGUUUGUUCAUGGUCCACAGGGCUUCCAAAACAGUCUCAAUCAGGUAGAAUUUCUUGGCGCUGACCUGGUAUCUAAUCAGCAGAAUAUGGCACUGAGAAACCUGGCCAUUCUUGAGUCACAACAAGGGCAGGCUUCUGAACACAGUUCAGACUCCCAUGGUAGGAACUCGGAGAGGUUUGAAGCUGUAGAAGCACCAGUCAAUUUUGACUUUUUUGGGAGCCAGCAAGUGCUAAUGAGGAGCCAACAGCCUGGCAUACCGCAACCACGGAUGAAUCAGCAGCCAAGUUACCCAGACAUGCAAUUGUUGAAGCAACAAUUCUUUUACAAGCAACUGCAAGAGCUUGAAAGGCAGCGUCAGUUGCAUGAGCUUGAUGUGGAUGCAAGGCAACAAAAUUUGCGUAACCAAAUGCCCUUUAUGGCCAGACAAGGAGGGGGAGAUCAGUUACCCCCAAUGGUGAGUGGUGCUCCAAUUCAGGAAGCAUCAGGUUAUUUGUGGCCCAGUGAGGUUGUUCCUCAAAUGAUGGGUGAGCAUAAGGUCCCAAACAGUUCGCAAAUGGUCAUGCUAGGUGGCAACAUGAAUUGGGUACGGGGUGUUUCCCCUGCCAUGCAAGGAUUUCCAAAUGGCCCCAUGCCUUCGCAUGACCAGAGCCAUGGAUUACGUACAAUGGGAUUCAUACCUUCUCAAACUGAUCAAUCCCCAUAUGGCGUCUCAGGUCGCAUCUUGAACCCAUAUUCCAAUUUUCAGGGGGUUUCUCAGGAUUCCCCCAAUGUUUUGAACAAGAUGGGUGAGACUCAAGUUGAAAAAUCAGUACUCCAGCCAAAUACCUUCAAUACUUUUCAAGGUGACGAUUGUGCACCCUACUCUGAUCAGGUUUGCAUAGAAGAUAGCAUGGCCUCGAAACAAAAUUUUCAUGGCAAGCAUCUAUUCAGUCAGGGCAAUCCUCUCAGUUUGGAUGGUUCGAAUAGCGGCAUCAAUGUGGGGCAUGUUCAGCAAGCAGGUUCCCAGCAAAAGAGCUUGCAGAUGCACGAUUUUGGUGUCAGGCAAGAAGCCGUGCAUGUGGGUCCCUCUCAAGGUUUGGUUGCUCUAGACUCCACUGAAGAAAAGAUCCUAUACAGUGGUGAUGAUGGGAUUUGGGAUGGUGAGCAAGGAACUCAAUCGCUCCCCAGUUCUUUUUCUAGGGGUAACAGUUUGGUUGCAGGAGGCUUUGUGCAUGGCAAUCAAUCAGAAGACUAUAUGAAUGUAUUCCCAUCAGUUCAGAAUGGAAGUUGGAGUGCACUGAUGCAGUCAGCUGUUGCAGAAGCUUCUAGUAGUGAUACUGGUUUACAAGAUGAGUUGAGUGGCUUGAGUUUCCAAAAGAAUGAACAUUCAGUUGGGAAUACCCGUCAGUUGAAUGAUGGUGGAAAGCAGCAGGUAAACUGGGUUGACCCGUCUGCUUCUUCAUUAACCUCGAGACCUUUUCCUCUUUUCGAUGAUGCCAAUAUGAGUCCAGGUGGUGACCUUAGUGGCCAUGCUUUUGAGCAGGCAGGACCCAACUUUAGGCAGAGGCAAAGGGGUAAUACUGAUGGUAAAGAACAUGGUGGUCAUACUGUCGUGAGAUCUGAUACCACCCCUGCGGAUUUGCUUCAGCGGUCACCCCAAGAGGCUAGUAAGUGGUCAGAUAGUUCCCCCCAACAAAGGCCAAUAGUUCAGGGUACAUGGAAAACUCAGUCAUAUGAGCAUUCAGAAGGCGUUACUAAUGCAAAAGAAAUGGGCAUGCAUGGGUCAUGGCUCCACCAACAGGGUGUGCCUUCUGGUACCUCUUAUAAGAUCCCGAACAAAAAUUCCGAGAGAUCUGAUACUGAGUGGAAUAUCAAUGAGUCCCAGCCUCCAAAUAUUGAAGGACUGCAAGUUCAUCCCAAAGAAAACAGUGCACAACUAGCCCAAAGUGGUGAUGCCAAUAGUGCGGUUCAAUUUGGAAGGGACCAUGAGGGUACCAUGUGGAGAACUGAGGAUCAUGGUAAUGCCUAUAGAAAUAGCGCUGAGCUUGCUUCUCUUUUUCCUAGUUCAACGAGUAGAUUUGAGCAACCCCAAUCUCAUACUGGGAGCCCACAUGUGCAUAGUGAAGAUGUUUCCAUGAGUCACCGUGCAUCAAUUCCAAGUUCGAGUGCUUUGCAAGAGAAGAAUAGGGAGAAUUUAUUGGUGGGGGAAACCCAACGGGGGGAUUAUAACCAAUUUUCUACUGUUGAUUCUUCUGUUAAAUAUCGAGGAAAUGAAAACCAGCAGAGCAAGACAAGUUACACUGACAAGGCUCCAGUGGGGAUAUAUGAGAAGAAUACAGAGAAGUUCGGCCAAAGUGAGCAUCGUAAUGAUGGGUAUCUUACUGGCCAACACACAGUUGGAGAAGGUCAGCCCAAGGAAAAUGCAUGGUUCAAUGUGGCAGAAUCUCGUAGAAUAAAUGCGAGGAAUCAAAAAUCCGGGGGCCAAGCUGGCAAGAAAUCAGUAGGGGGUUCCAAUAAUCAACCGUCUGGUGUUUCUCGCAAGUUCAAUUAUCACCCCAUGGGAAACGUAGUCAUUGAUGCGCAGCAGGCUGAUGACACCAGACAUGGUACACAAGGGUUUCUCCAGCAAGGGUUUCGAGGAUCGAAAACUCAAGAGCAAGCAUCUUCGGGUCCCUCAAAGUUUGUUGGAAGUGAUACGGAGAAGGGGUUUCUUGAAAGUCGUGCAAAAGGGGGACAGGAGCAAGCAUCUUUUAAAGGCCCCUUUUCUGGGGGUCUUGCUGUAAAUGCUGCUUUUGAUAGAUUGACAUCUGUCUCCACUCCAAAGAAUGUGCCAGUAACGAGUCAAAAUAUGCUUGAGCUUCUGAAUAAGGUAGAUCAAUCAAGGGAUGAUAUGUUGAAGCGUGCUGGUACUUCUGAUCGUAGUCAUUCAUCAGAGAUGUGUGAGAUUGGCAAUUCUGAUACUCCAUCUCAUACACAGUACAACCAGUCAUCAAUGUCGGCCUCGCAAGGUUUUGGUUUGCGCCUAGCUCCUCCAUCUCAAAGGCCCCAAAAUUUAAAGCAUGAUAUGUCCCCACAAGCACCUAGUGACUCUGAUUUAAGAUGCAAUGAUUCAGAGGAAGGCGAUAAAAACCAGGCAUGGCUUCACUCGACUGGUUCUGGGCAUCCUGAACCACAUUCUCAAGAUGUUAGUCAAAGGGAGUAUUUGGGUAAUAAGCCAAGUGUUUCAGUUCAUCUGGGGCAUGAAUUCUCAUCUGGGGUUCAGGAUAAUAACACCUUUGCUCCUGCAUCUUCCACUGGGCUGCAUUCUUCAAAGAAUCUGUCACCGUAUCAAGCCAGCUUUGGUGCAAGUGGGAAAUUGGUAAUGGAUCGGCCUGGUAAUAUGGGUUUUAUGAAUUCGGCUGAUCGUAUGCAUGGGCAACCUGCUUCAGGUUUUCGAGAGAAUCAGGACUCUCAAGAUGGAGGCAAGUUUCUUGGUCGUGAAAGGACUAGCCAUGAUUCGCUGACCGCCAGGGAAUCUUCUUCCAGCGCACAGGUACCAACCCAACAUCUUCAUUCCUCAGAAGUGGUCUCAAGCUCUCAGGCUUCUGCUACCCCUACCAUGCCUCAACCUGCGAGUUUUUCAACUAUGCUACACAAUGUGUGGACUGAUGUAUCAUCUCAGCGAAGUAUGUCUGGGGUUCCGCAAAAAAAUUCUUCAGGCUUCUUUCAGUCUAUUCGCCCAACAUUUGGUAGCUUGGAAUCUAGCUCCCAUGCUCAACAGAAGUUGGAUGAUCCUAAUAUUGUAAGGAAAGAAGAGAAACAUGCCUCUGAUAUUCAAAGUCAGUCAUACGGUCCUUGUUUGGUUAACACACAACAGGUUGCAUCAGGAGAGGAGCAGAUGAGCAGGGAAAAUCUUUUACAGCAAACACCUAUGGAGAGGACUGGUUCGAUGGGGCCUCAUCACCUGUCUUCGUCGUCAAAUGCACCUUCUGUUCCCGAGGAAAGUUUGUCUUCACAGGCUUGUGGGCCAGAACAAGCUGCAAAAGCUAUGUCGAAGCAUCUUUUCAAUGCGAAUUCUGUUGCUUCUCUUGGCUCUGUAAGGUCUCAUUCAUCACAUCAGGAGGGCCAGGACUUGUUCCAAACUGAGAAUGGAUCAUUUCAGAAAAGUGGUUUUCCUGGUCGUGGUAUCCCAGUUGUUAGCCAUGCUUCAGAGCCAUCGGGAUUUACCAAUCAAAACUACUCGCUUUUGCACCAGAUGCAAGCAAUGAAAAGUGCAGAAAGUGAUUUACGUGAGAAAGGAUCAAAGCGCAUGAAAAUCUCAGAGAGUUCCAAUGAUGCGUCACGUUUGGCUGGUAAAGCUAGCCAGCACCUGAUGCAUAACUUUGGUCCAUCUGGCAGCAAUUUAACAAGAAUUGGGCAGCACCAAUUUCACCCAUCUUCUGAUGCUAAAAGCCUGGUCUCUCCAUUGGAUAGUCCAGAUGCUCAGAAUGCUUCGGAUUUGCCUUCUCAAAGUACCUUUGGUUCUUUAAGCAAUGAGACCCAUAAUCAUAGCUCUAGUCAGUUUAGUUUAACAUCUUCUAUGAGUUUUGUUAGAGGAAAUGAGCACUCCCAGCAAAAUCCACAGAGAGGGCUCCCAUGGAUGGAUCAAUUUGGAUAUAAAAAUGGGCAGAUUCUGGCCUUGUAUGAGGCUUCGCAAAACGCUGGAAAGGCCACUGCCCAUCAGUACCUUUUUGGGAGGACUCCUCAAAGCACACAUCCAAUAACUUCAAUUGAACAAAGAAAUGCUGAAGAUGCUAAUUUGGGUGGCAGUGUUUCCACUGCCAUUAAACCAUUGGCAGGCAAUCAGAACUUGUCUUCCCUGCUGGAAACCAACGAGCAAGCUCUGGCCAUUGUGAGACCCAAGAAGCGCAAAAGUAUGGUGGUGGAGUUGAUGCCAUGGCACAAGGAAAUCACACAAGGUUCUAAGAAACUUCAAAGCAUAAGUGUUGCAGAACUGGAUUGGGCACGCACCACAAGACGGUUGAUAGAAAAGGUGGAGGAUGAAGCUGAUAUGAAUGAUGAUGUAUUGUCCACACUUCGACCCCGGAAAAGGCUGAUCUUCACUACGCAGCUGAUAAAACAACUCUUCUCACCCUUACCAGCAGCCAUUUUGUCUGAGGAAGCUUCUUCUGAAUAUGAAAGUGCUGUCUAUUUCCUUUCUAGAGUAGCACUUGGAGAUGCUUGCAGCUUAAUCACCUACAAAAGAACUGGUUCAGGAGUGGUUGGAAGCACACAAUCCAACAAUGAGAAUGCGACAUCUGGAAGUGAUAACAGUUCCGAAAGUGGAGGAGACCAAAUCCUUUCAAAAGUAAUUGAAGGCUUCAGUGGCAAAGCAAUGAAGCUGGAAAAUGAUUUGUUGAGGUUGGACAAGGCGGUCUCGUUGUUGGACAUCAGAUUGGAGUUGCACGAUUUGGAGAGGUUUUCAAUCAUCAAUCGGUUUGCCAGAUUCCAUGGGCGUGGUGGCCAAGUGGAAGUUGGGGUGGACACUUCGGCCGCAUCAACCUCUGCUGAUCCUCGCAAAACAUCUUCCCCUCACAGAUAUGUCACUGCCCAUCCCAUGCCCCGAAAUCUACCGGAGGGGGUGUUCUGCCUCUCACUUUAAUCCAUCAUUAAAUUAAUUGAUUUUUUUCCUCCCCUUUGGCUUUAAACAAUCUAUCUCUCUGUCUCUUCCUCACUCUCUCUCUCUACACACACCCACUGUUGCUUUAAUGGCUCCCACACCCGCUUGCUAGGCAUAGGGUAUGCAUAAGUUACACGUCGAAGCACUCGGUCCGAGCUCAUGAAUUAUACAUUCUCUGGUUGAUUGUUUAGGUCCCGAUACCAUGACACAUGCGGCAUCUGACAUGAGGACUGGUCUUCCACCAUCUAAUCUUAAAUUGGGACGGUGGAUGUGCAUUGGUCUUCCUAAGGGAGUUGAAACUGCAGAGAGCUGUGCAUCCCCACCGUCCAUUGACCAGUACAGAUGGUGGGCGACCAGUCUCUGUGCUGUAGACUUCGAAAUGCGACCUGUAUAAUUAGAAUUCGAAAUUGUCUAGCAGGUAGUUCUGGUCCUUUUUGCAAUUGAUGGCAAUUUUUGUUGCAUAAAUAUGGGUAAAACUGGCCAUCUUCUGUUACAUAUACAGUAUAAUAGGAGAAGUUUUGUCCCA